AUGGCCGGCGCCUCCGACUCCGACCACCACGCCACUGCCAAGACCGCGCCGGCGCAGGCACCCCCGGCGCCGGCGUCCCCGUCGCCGUCGCCGGCUCCCGCCGCGCGCACCCGCCUCCACGACUUCUCCUUCCCGACGCUCAGCUGGGGCACGCACCGCCUGCUCCGCUGCUCCAAGGAUGGCGCCUCCGCGUCCCCGCCGCCGCACCCGCAGACGCCAUCGCCCGGGAAGGAGAAGCCCCAGGGCCAGCAUGGCUCCCCCGGCGCCACGGGCGCGUCGCAGCCGCCGCGCCCAUGGAACCUCCGCACCCGCCGCUCCGCCACCGUCGCGCCGCUCGCGUCGAGAUCGGAGGGCACCUGGAAGGCGGCGGCGGGGCAGGCGCACCAGUCGCUCGCGUCGCCGCCGGCGGUGGCGAUGAAGAGGGGCUUCUCCGCCUCGCUGACCAAGGAGGAGAUCGCCGAGGACUUCGCCGCCAUCCGCGGCACGCGCCCGCCGCGCCGGCCCAAGAAGCGCCCGCGCGCCGUGCAGCGCCAGCUCGACAUGCUGUACCCGGGAUUAUCUCUCGCCGACGUGAAUCUGGACUCGUACAAGAUCGAGGAGAGGUGA
Messenger RNA from Panicum hallii, 606 nucleotides. RefSeq names its product translation initiation factor IF-2-like. The record is from RefSeq and is a predicted model, not a curated record. The transcript is spliced from 3 exons. Bases 1 to 606 code for a protein of 201 amino acids. Lineage: Eukaryota; Viridiplantae; Streptophyta; Magnoliopsida; Poales; Poaceae.